ACUUGCUUUUACCGUCGAUAUAGCGCGGGGUUUUGGUUUGAGUCUGUAGUUGCCGCACAUCCUCUGGAGAACAAUGGUGACGAUCAGGUCUGUCAAAGCUAGGCAGAUUUACGAUAGCCGUGGAAACCCUACUGUUGAGGCGGAUGUUCACCUCAGCAACGGAACGUUUGCAAGAGCUGCAGUGCCCAGUGGUGCCUCCACAGGAGCCUAUGAAGCUUUGGAGCUUAGAGAUGGAGGGUCUGAACAUCUUGGCAAAGGUGUGCUUAAGGCUGUUCAGAAUGUGAACGCUAUCAUUGGACCGGCAUUGAUUGGAAAGGAUCCAACAGAGCAAUCACAGAUUGAUACCUUCAUGGUGCAAGAGCUUGAUGGGACCUCUAAUCAGUGGGGUUGGUGCAAACAAAAGCUUGGUGCAAAUGCCAUAUUGGCAGUAUCUCUUGCUGUAUGCAAAGCUGGAGCUGCAGUGAAGAAGAUUCCUCUCUACCAGCAUAUUGCUAAUCUUGCUGGAAACAAGAAUCUGGUUUUACCUGUACCAGCAUUCAAUGUUAUCAAUGGAGGGUCGCAUGCAGGAAACAAGCUUGCUAUGCAGGAGUUUAUGAUCCUUCCUGUUGGAGCAACCUCAUUUAAGGAAGCCAUGAGGAUGGGUGUUGAAGUUUAUCACAACCUAAAGGGUGUUAUUAAGAAGAAAUAUGGUCAAGAUGCUACCAAUGUUGGGGAUGAAGGUGGUUUUGCACCUAAUAUUCAGGAGAACAAGGAAGGCCUUGAGUUGUUGAAGACUGCUAUUGCUAAGUCUGGUUAUACCGGCAAAGUUGUUAUUGGAAUGGAUGUUGCUGCCUCUGAGUUUUAUAGUGAUAAGGAUCAAACAUAUGAUCUCAACUUCAAAGAGGAGAACAAUGAUGGCUCACAGAAGAUAUCAGGAGAUAGUCUGAAAAAUGUAUACAAAUCAUUUGUAUCAGAAUAUCACGUUGCAUCUAUUGAAGACCCAUUUGAUCAGGAUGAUUGGACCCAUUAUGGGAAGCUGACUGAGGAGAUUGGUCAGGAAGUGCAGAUUGUUGGCGAUGACCUUCUUGUCACUAACCCCACUCGUGUUGCCAAGGCUAUUAAGGAAAAAACUUGCAACGCGCUUCUUUUGAAGGUGAACCAGAUAGGCUCUGUUACCGAGAGCAUUGAAGCUGUGAAGAUGUCUAAGCGUGCUGGCUGGGGCAUAAUGGCAAGCCACCGAAGUGGUGAAACCGAGGAUACUUUCAUUGCUGAUCUUUCCGUAGGCCUGGCAACUGGCCAAAUCAAGACUGGAGCACCUUGUCGAUCUGAGCGUCUCGCCAAAUACAAUCAGCUAUUGAGGAUCGAGGAAGAGCUGGGUGAUGCUGCUAUCUAUGCUGGAGCAAAAUUCAGAGCCCCUGUGGAUCCCUAUUAGGAAGUCAAAUUAGUGCUGUUUGAAUAUUGUUAACUCGAGGAUCAUUUCGGCUGGCAUAAGGAAUAUAGAUGAUGAGUCUUUUGGAUUGCUAAUGGCAUCAUGGUUUUGACUACUUGUUUUGUAAAAUGAAUGCUUUGAUUAACAUCCAUGACUUCAUUCAACUUUGCUGGUUUUCCAACAGAUAUUAAUAUCAGAUCAUUUUCUCUUGACUA
This is a messenger RNA of Dendrobium catenatum, 1623 nucleotides long. Its product is annotated as enolase 2-like. The coding region runs from base 74 to 1411 and encodes 445 amino acids. Gene Ontology annotation, biological process: glycolytic process. The record is from RefSeq and is a predicted model, not a curated record. Lineage: Eukaryota; Viridiplantae; Streptophyta; Magnoliopsida; Asparagales; Orchidaceae. Gene Ontology annotation, cellular component: phosphopyruvate hydratase complex. The transcript has 17 exons. Gene Ontology annotation, molecular function: magnesium ion binding; phosphopyruvate hydratase activity.